This is a messenger RNA of Nerophis ophidion (straightnose pipefish), 1723 nucleotides long. Its product is annotated as potassium channel subfamily K member 2-like. The transcript has 7 exons. The coding region runs from base 245 to 1534 and encodes 429 amino acids. The record is from RefSeq and is a predicted model, not a curated record. Lineage: Eukaryota; Metazoa; Chordata; Actinopteri; Syngnathiformes; Syngnathidae. Gene Ontology annotation, biological process: potassium ion transmembrane transport; stabilization of membrane potential. Gene Ontology annotation, cellular component: membrane. Gene Ontology annotation, molecular function: potassium ion leak channel activity; outward rectifier potassium channel activity.
UCACGGAUGACAUUUGCCGCCUUCACGCACCACCGCGGCGUGUUCGGCAGGUGUGGAACGCCAUGUACUGGCGGGCUUUCCCGCCCCACGGCCGGAGAGGACACGCUGGAUCCACGCGGAGCGCGCCCACGACCCUCGGAAAAAGGUGAACAUCGUCAGCAAGUCCUGCGAGGAAGGGAGAGGAGCUCAGAGGACACACAGGAUCUGUCGAGGAGGAGACACCAGACUGAAGAGAUGGUAGAGAAUGGCAGCACCUGACCUCCUUGACCCCAAAUCUGCUGCCCACAAUUCCAAGCCCCGUCUGUCCUUCUCGGCCAAGCCGGUGGUGCUGACGUGCGCGGAGGACGAGUGUGACGCCCGCACCACCGUCAUGAGGUGGAAAACCGUGUCGGCCAUCUUCUUCCUGGUGGUGCUGUACCUCAUCAUCGGCGCCACGGUGUUUCGGACGCUGGAGCAGCCUUACGAGAGCUCGCAGAAACUGGCCAUCCUGGUGGAGAAGAUGGAGUUCCUGGCCGUGCACGCCUGUGUCAACUCCUCUGAGCUGGAGGAUCUGGUCAAGCAAGUGGUUUCGGCCGUUCGAGCAGGUGUGAACCCCUCGGGAAACUCCAACAACCAGACGAGCCUGUGGGACCUCAGCUCCUCCUUUUUCUUCGCGGGGACCGUCAUCACUACCAUCGGAUUCGGGAACACCUCCCCUCACACGGAAGGGGGCCGCAUAUUCUGCAUAGUCUACGCCCUGAUGGGGAUUCCCCUAUUCGGCUUCCUGUUGGCCGGCGUGGGCGAUCAGCUGGGCACCAUCUUCGGGAAGGGCAUCGCCAAAGUGGAGAAGAUGAUAGUGAAGUGGAAAGUCAGCCAGACGAAGAUCCGCGUCAUCUCCACGCUGGUCUUCAUCCUGUUCGGCUGUCUCAUCUUCGUGGCGCUGCCAGCUGUCAUCUUCAAGCACAUCGAGGGCUGGAGCACGCUGGAGUCCAUCUACUUCGUGGUCAUCACCCUCACCACCAUCGGUUUUGGAGACUUUGUCGCCGGGGAAAAAGGUGGGUCGGAGAGUCCAGAGUACCUGAAGUACUACAAGCCUGUGGUGUGGUUCUGGAUCCUGGUGGGCCUGGCCUAUUUCGCCGCCGUCCUCAGCAUGAUCGGAGACUGGUUUCGAGUCAUCUCCAAGAAAACUAAAGAGGAGGUCGGUGAGUUUCGCGCCCACGCCGCAGAGUGGACGGCGAACGUGUCUGCGGAGUUCAAAGAGACCCGGAGGAGACUCAGCGUGGACAUCUAUGACAGGUUCCAACGCGCCGCGUCUAUUAAGCGCAAACUGUCGUCCGAGCUCGGCAUCAACGCCUCCAUGAACCAGCAGAUGACGCCGGGCAAGCGGACAUUGUCGGCCAACCUGGGCGAGGACAGGGAGGCGUACGCCAACUUGACUCUCUCCCUCGGCCCCGUGCCGGGGGCCCUGACCAGGAACGGCAGCCUCUUCCUGAACGGCCUCAGCCCGGAUUUUGCCGACAGGCGGGAUAUUGGAGUCAGUGACAACCCCAAAUGAGGAACAAAAACAGUCCAACAUUUGGAUGCACGUUUUGUUUAGACUGAACUUUCAGGUUGUCUUCAACAUAAAUCCAUCAUGUCUGUGCCAACAUGGUCAUCACCGUCACCGUCUUCUCAUUAGAAUUUAGUAAGGAGUGAUGAAAAAUGACCAACGUCCUGAAAACGUCCUCCACAAAAAUGGUGGACA